Molecule: messenger RNA, 945 nt
Organism: Octodon degus (degu)
Lineage: Eukaryota; Metazoa; Chordata; Mammalia; Rodentia; Octodontidae
Product: olfactory receptor 2W1-like
Exons: 1
Coding region: 1-945 (314 amino acids)
Biological process (GO): G protein-coupled receptor signaling pathway
Cellular component (GO): membrane
Molecular function (GO): olfactory receptor activity; G protein-coupled receptor activity
Source: RefSeq, a predicted model, not a curated record
AUGGAAAAAAGCAACAGAAGUUUGCAAACAGACUUCAUCCUUCUGGGGUUUUCUGAUCGACCGCAACUGGAGCGUGUCAUCUCUGUGUUUGUCUUCAUCUGCUACGUGGUAACUCUGGUAGGAAACUCAGCCAUCAUCAUUAUAUCCUAUUUAGACCCCCACCUCCACACCCCUAUGUACUUCUUCUUAUCUAAUCUGUCAAUUUUGGAGCUGGGUUAUACAAACUCCAUUAUCCCGCAGAUGCUGGCAAAUCUAUGGGGUUCAAACAAGGCCAUUACCUAUGCAGGGUGCGUGCUCCAGUUUUUCUUUGCCCUGGUCUUCGCAGCCACAGAAACUCUGCUCUUGACAGUGAUGGCCUAUGACCGCUAUGCUGCUGUCUGCCAGCCUCUGCAGUACACAGUCAUAAUGCAUCCUCAGCUUUGCCAGAAGAUGGUGAUGACCUGCUGGCUGGGUGGUCUUGGCAGUGCCAUAACUGUCUGCUCCUUGAUUUUCACAUUGCCAAGAUGUGGGCACCGUGUAGUGGACAAUUUUAUUUGUGAGACACCAGCAUUAAUGAAAUUGGCUUGUGUUAACACAAGAGUAAUUCAGAUUGUUAUCUUGGUUUUUGGAGUUGUAUUACUUCUAUCCCCUGUGUCACUGAUUUUCAUAUCCUAUGGCAUCAUCAUUCAAACUGUCAUUCAGAUGCAGUCAACAGCACGGUGGAGAAAGGUCCUCAAUACCUGUGGCUCUCACCUUACAGUAGUAGUUCUGUUUUUUGUGCCAGCUAUUUACAUGUACAUGACACCACAGAGUGGCAUAUCUGAGGAGGAAGGAAAGUUCUUUACACUCUUUUAUACAAUCAUCACACCCAGCCUUAACCCUUUAAUCUACACUCUAAGAAACAAAGAUGUGAAGACGGCAGUGAAGAGAAUACUGGUGAUAGAGAUGCGGUCAACAAAGCUGUGA